UGAUAUUGGAAAAGUGACCGUACAUGAAAAGCGCAUUUAUUAGUUCAUAAAUCGCUUAUAUUCAAACUAACCUUCUUCCCAAAACCCUAAUUAAGCAACUGUAAAGCCCCUCAUCAACUGAAACCCUUGCUGGAUGCUAAUUCUGUUGAAUCUUCCAAAAUGCUGCCAAAAUUCAGGACGCUCUCCGUUUUUCAGAAUCGGAACCCUUCGAUUUCGGCAAAUUGGUUUCUUCUCCAGUUCAAAGCAUCGAUUUCGAGCCUAAAAGUUGUCUGGCGAAAGGAUCCGAAGCUCGAUCAAGCAAUCGAGAACGACAAGCAAUGGCGGCUCUGCGCACGCGUUGUUCGGGAGGUGUUGAACGAGCCUGGUCAGGUUAUCCGUCUUCUUCACUUAGAAAGGCGCCGCGGGCGGCUUCGCUUGCCGCUAAGAAUAGAGACUUUUCUCCAUCGGAAUCCAGGUUUAUUUGACAAGUAUAAGGAUAGGUUUAAACCGAAUUCUGAUUUAGUUCCUUUCCUCCGCCCUAGCGAGAGGCUGCGCAAGUUUUUGGAAGAUGAAGAAUCGAUUUAUGAGAAAAACGAGGCCUUGCUUGUCGCAAAAUUGUGUAAAUUGCUGAUGAUGGCCAAGAAUAGGGUUGUUAGCGCUGAUAAAUUGUUAGAGGUCAAGAGGGAAUUCGGUUUCCCCAAUAAUUUCCUGGUAAAAUUAAUUUCUAAGUAUCCAGAGUAUUUUAGGUUGCAUGGAGCACCAGGGGAGGGGAAGUCAUUCCUUGAAUUGGUUUAUUGGAACGCAGAAUUUUCGAAGUCGGUGAUCGAGAGGAGGGCUGAGGAGGAAUCAACAUCAUUAGGGAUUAAGAUUAGGCCAGCAUUCGAGUGGAAGCUUCCUCGAGGAUUCUUUAUCAAGAAAGAAAUGAGGGAGUGGAUUAGGGAUUGGAUGGAGAUGCCCUACAUUUCACCUUACUACGAUGCAUCCCAUUUGGAUCCAGCCUCGCCGGAGAUGGAAAAGAGAAUGGUUGGGGUUUUACAUGAGCUGCUUUCUCUAUCUGUUCAUAAGAGGCUACCCGUCCCGACAGUGGGAAAAUUUUGCGAAGAGUAUAGGUUUUCAAAUGCUUUUCAGAGUGUAUUCACCAGACAUUCUGGAUUGUUCUAUAUGUCGUUGAAAGGUGGAAUUACGACCGCAAUGCUGAGAGAAGCAUACAAGGGUGAGGAGUUGGUUGAUCGCGAUCCACUUCUCGAGAUUAAAGAUAAGUUUAUUGAGUUGCUGCAAGAGGGACAGCGACAGAGGUCUGAGCAAUUGAGAUUGGAUCGAGGAGCAAUUCAGAAGGACCUGGAACUGAUGGCUGCUCGGAACAAAGAACUGGACUUUAAUCAGGAGUCUUGAAAUUGUAAAAAUUGUGCAUUGCUGAAAAUGGAGGUCGGAUUCAGAUAUGGGAAGACAUAAGCUCAUUGAAAAUGGGAGAGAAUCGUCUUCUGGCUAACGCCGGUUUGGUGCAACGAUAAAAAAAAAUUCAAGAAAUGGAUCGAGCUAUCGUUAUUCAUCUGCCACUGAUUGUGAUGAUUUUGGCGCUUUUCUCAUCCGUGGCAACCCAUUGGGUUCCCCGUUCGCCCCCACCCCCGAUCACCCCCCCG
Andrographis paniculata is the source of this 1619-nucleotide messenger RNA. Its product is annotated as protein WHAT'S THIS FACTOR 1 homolog, chloroplastic. Bases 160 to 1371 code for a protein of 403 amino acids. Lineage: Eukaryota; Viridiplantae; Streptophyta; Magnoliopsida; Lamiales; Acanthaceae. Gene Ontology annotation, molecular function: RNA binding. The transcript has 2 exons. The record is from RefSeq and is a predicted model, not a curated record.